Messenger RNA from Cebus imitator (Panamanian white-faced capuchin), 1224 nucleotides. RefSeq names its product baculoviral IAP repeat-containing protein 5. The record is from RefSeq and is a predicted model, not a curated record. The transcript has a single exon. NCBI's taxonomy places the organism in Eukaryota, Metazoa, Chordata, Mammalia, Primates, Cebidae. The coding region runs from base 38 to 466 and encodes 142 amino acids.
AGUCGCCGGACCGUUUGGCAGAGGUGGCGGCGGCGGCAUGGGUGCCCCGACGUUGCCCCCUGCCUGGCAGCCGUUUCUCAAGGACCACCGCAUCUCUACAUUCAAGAACUGGCCCUUCUUGGAGGGCUGCGCCUGCACCCCGGAGCGGAUGGCCGAAGCGGGCUUCAUCCACUGCCCGACUGAGAACGAGCCGGACUUGGCCCAGUGUUUCUUCUGCUUCAAGGAGCUGGAAGGCUGGGAGCCAGAUGACGAUCCCAUAGAGGAACAUAAAAAGCAUUCAUCCGGUUGCGCUUUCCUUUCUGUCAAGAAGCAGUUUGAAGAAUUAACGCUCGGUGAAUUUCUGAAACUGGACAGAGAAAGAGCCAAGAACAAAAUUGCAAAGGAAACCAACAAUAAGAAGAAAGAAUUUGAAGAAACUGCGAAGAAAGUGCGCCGUGCCAUCGAGCAGCUGGCUGCCAUGGAGUGAGGCCUCUGGCCGGAGCUACCUGGUCCCAGAGUAGCUGCACCACUUCCAGGGUUUGUUCCCUGUUGCCACCAACCUUCCUGUGGGACCCUUAGCAAUGCCGUAGGAAAGGAGGUCAACAUUUUCAAAUCAGAUAUUUCAACUAUACUCUUGUUUUAUCUUGAAAGUGGCACCAGAGGUGCUUCUACCUGUGCAGCUGGUGCUGCUUAUAACAGUGACUGCUUCUCUCUCUCUCUCUCUCUCUCUUUUUUUUUUAAUAGACGGGGUUUCACCAUGUUGGUCAGGCUGGUCUUGAACUCCUGACUUCAGGUGAUCCACCCGCCUCAGCCUCCCAGAGUGCUGGGAUUAUAGACGUGAGCCACCAUGCCCAGCCGUUUUUGCUUUCUUGAUUCCUGGACUUAACCAGGUGAGAAGUGGGGGAGGAAGAAGGCGGCGUCCCUUUUGCUAGAGCUGAUGGCUGUGUUUGCGUGGGCAGAGCCUUGGCAGUGGAUGUAUUUGGACCUCAUGCUGUGGACUGGCUGUCACUCAGUCCUGAGUGUGGACUUGGCAGAUGCCUGUUGAAUCUGUGCUGCAGGUUCCUCAGCUGUCACAUCUGUGCUGCCUCAGCGACCUUUUUUUUUUUGGUAAAAGCAUGAUUUGUGUAUGAUGAGGAGGGGAAUGGAGACAGAGCCCCCAGCUCCUCUACAGUUUCUCAAUGUGGUUUUUUUCUUUUGUUUGAAUUCCUAAUUCACAGAAUAGCACAAACUGCAAUUAAAACUCAG